AGUUCUGAAUUCGCCGGAAUCGGAAGAAAGGAAAGAAAAAAAUGGAUCCAAGGCUUUUCCAGGCAGUGAAAUGGAACGACAGAAGGCGUUUCAGGAAUCUGGUGGACGAGAAUUGGGAAAUUCUGAAGCAGAGAUCAGAAGAGACGGGGAACACGGCGCUGCACUUGGCGGUGAGGCACGGCCGCGUUGACUUCGUGAAGGAGAUCCUGAGGCUGUGGCCGGAAGCUGCGGCGGUGGAGAAUCUGAAGAAUGAGACUCCAUUCCGUAAAGCUUGUAAGGAAGGAUCAGAACCCGAAAUCUUAAUGCUGCUUCUGGAGAUGGAGCCAUGGGUCAGAUCUGAACUCAGCCAUCGAAAUCAGAGCCUGCUGUUCGUGGCCUGCAGCCAUGGUCAAGUGGAUGCUGUCAAGAUCCUUUUGAAACACCCCUGGCUCCACAGUUUAGACGACCACGCAGCUUGUUUUCUUGAGGCUGCCUCUCAGGGAUACUUGGGCUUGGUUAAAGAAAUAUUAGGGAAGUUCCCAAAAGUGGCCGAAAAGGUGGACGAUAACGGCUACUGUGGUCUGCACAAGGCUUGUAUUAGCGACAAUGUGGACGUAGUGAGGUAUCUGUUGGGUCAUCAUCCUCAGCUGGCUCGCCAAUUCAACAACUUUGGCUAUACGCCGUUGCACUUGGUUGCUAUAAACGGCAACACUCCCAUUCUUCAAUUAUUUAUGGACCUUUCUCCACUCUCCUUAUUGGAUCUUACGAAACAGGGAGACCCAAUUCCUCAUCUCACCAUUCGGUAUGACCAAUUCCCUACUUUUCUACACUUGGCUGAAACCUUCCAAACACAUGAAUCAUUCUUCAAUUCUGUUGACCUUCAUGGGAAUACUCUUUUACAUAUUGCAGCACUGUGUGGACGACUUCAGUUUGUAGAAUUCUUGAUCAAUAAAAUGAAGAUGUGGAUAAAUUAUCAGAACACAGAAGGGCUGACAGCCCUUGACAUGCUCAACAACCUUACCGGUAAUGACAGUGAGGAGUUCCAAAUUCUUGAGGACAUGUUAAAAAAUGCCGGCGGAAAGAGAAAAAUAGAACUGACAGAUUCCACAAUUAUUGUUUCAACUAGCGAGAAGGGGGAAUGGAUUCAGGAAUGGAUUAAUUCUUUGGAUCCAAAUUUGUUGGAGGAGGAUCAUUUGCAGAAUAGUAUUGACUUAAAUCAUGAUAAGAAGGAAGAAGAAAAGAAGAUUCAUUCUUUGGAUCCAAAUUUGUUGGAAGAGGAUGAUUUGCAGAAUAUUGACUUAGAUCAUGGUAAGAAGGAAGAAGAAAAGGAGAUCCAUUCUUCGGAUCCAAAUUUGUUGGAGGAGGAUGGUUCGCAGAAGAUCAUUGACUUAGAGCAUGAUAAGAUGAAAAAAGAAAUGAGGAUUCAUUCUUUGGAUCCAAAUUUGUUGUUUGAGAAUCACGGGCGACAGAUCAUUGAAAAUUUGAGGAGAAAUAAUAUUAUCCCUCCUAAGGAGGAACAAGUUGAUCAAGAAGAGAACAAAGAUGGGUCUAUUAUUUCAAUAUCCUUGGAAAUGCAACAGCAUCUCAGCCAAAACUGGCAGGAAGUUAGAAUAAACAAAAUGGAUAAGAAUCGUUCUCGGAGGGAAAAGCAACACGAUAUGUAUAAGGAGGCACUACAAAAUGCAAGAAAUACAGUUACUUUAGUUGCAUCUUUGAUUGCUACAAUUACGUUUUCGGCAGGCACAAGCCCCCCCGGUGGGGUUCACCAAGACGGCCCACUGAUUGGAAAAGCGGUAUUCGCCAAAACAAAAGGCUACGAAGUAUUUAUAAUAAGCAACAGCAUUGCAAUGUCGACAUCUCUAUGCAUCAUGAUGGUUUUAGUGAGUAUCAUCCCUUUUAGAAAAAAGUUAGUGCUGCGACUUCUUAAGAUUACUCAUAAAGUGUUGUGGGUGUCUCUAGCAUUCAUGAUGAUGGCUUUCACGUCGGCCACAUGGCUCACCUUGCCUCAAGAUUUCAAAACAAAUUGGCUUCCGAAUGUGAUAUUAGCAAUGGUGGGAGGGACUAUGGUAACACUUUUCAUUUAUUUGGGAUUAGAGUUGGUAAAGCAUCGAAUGAGAAAGCUCAAGUGGAGAAGAGAGAGAGUCGAGAAGCCAAUUGUUCAUGUUCGUAGUAAUUCCGAUGACAAUUCUGACCAUAAAUCCACGGAUGAUCUAUCGUCUAGUAAAGCUAAGUCAGAAAUAGAACGACGUGAUCUAAGAAAGCUCUAUUCAUUAUCUACUAAUUCCGAUGUUGCCAGCUCUAGAGGCAUAGGUGGCCACGUAUAUUAAAGACAUUUUUGUGAGUGAUUUUAACUGUGAGUGAUUUAAUUAUAAAUAGUUUUGUAAAAUGUUCAAUAAAAAAAUUAUUUUACUUUCGGUUCUACUU
Momordica charantia (bitter melon) is the source of this 2403-nucleotide messenger RNA. RefSeq lists its product as uncharacterized. Gene Ontology annotation, cellular component: plasma membrane. Gene Ontology annotation, molecular function: protein binding. The record is from RefSeq and is a predicted model, not a curated record. Lineage: Eukaryota; Viridiplantae; Streptophyta; Magnoliopsida; Cucurbitales; Cucurbitaceae.